AUGGUUGCCGAGAUGGACGCGGCGAAGCAGCGGAUCGCGGAGCUUGAGGGUGAACUCACUGAGGCGCGGGAUAAGGUAAAAAAUGCUCGGGACUCUGAGAAGGAUGCUGCAGAGUCUGCCACAUCAUGGAAGGAGAAGGCAGACUACUUGGAGGAGCGUCUUCCCGUGGAGAAGCACGAGGCCGUGGAGGAGUACAAGGCUUCCGAAGAGCUUAUUGCGAUGCUAGCUGCUGCGCAAGACAAGGCUUUUGGAGACCUUUUAACUACUGGUAUACUAACAAUUUUAUCUCUGCAUUCAUAUGGAUCAGCACUUACUUAUUCUGAAAACACAAUUGGAAAGAUUGAUUUGCUUGAUAGACUGCUGCACAUAAAGAUUACAAAAUUUGGAAUUUAUAUAAGCGGUUCAAACAAGGGCCUUGUUGUGCCAGUUAUCCACAAUGCUGAUAAGAUGAAUUGUGGUGAGAUAGAGAAGGAGAUCAAUUCGCUUGCAAAGAAGGUAAAUGAGGGACGUCUUUCAAUUGAUGAUAUGGCUGGAGGUUCAUUUACAAUAUCCAAUGGUGAAUUUUAUGGAAGCCUUAUAAGUACCCCCAUCAUCAACCCUCAGGUCUGA
Messenger RNA from Rosa rugosa (rugosa rose), 609 nucleotides. Its product is annotated as probable dihydrolipoyllysine-residue succinyltransferase component of 2-oxoglutarate dehydrogenase complex, mitochondrial. The record is from RefSeq and is a predicted model, not a curated record. Lineage: Eukaryota; Viridiplantae; Streptophyta; Magnoliopsida; Rosales; Rosaceae. Gene Ontology annotation, molecular function: acyltransferase activity. Bases 1 to 609 code for a protein of 202 amino acids. The transcript is spliced from 4 exons.